AUGACCGCCUCCGUCGGCCUCGUGGUCGUGGCAGCGAACAGGAGAGAGUCUGCUGGCCGCACUGCCGCGCCGAGGCGAGAGGCACACAGAGCUCUACGGUUACGCGGGUGCCUGUGUUCGUCGUACCCUCUGCCGGGUUCCGUGCCCUCGGAACCUCGAUACGGCCAGCCCGCCUACGACGCCGGAGGGUUGAGCCUCUACCUCUGCGAUACCGCCGCCCCAUUGGUCGACUCUUCACAUCUCCGGCGUCGCCCUUCUCGUACCACCUCCACCUCCACCUCCUCCUCCACCACGUCACUCCACGGCAAGUGUACAUCGCGAUCGCUGGCCUGCCUAGCCAGCCAGCCAGCCUGCCUGCCUGGGUUCCGGCCGAUCGGAACGCUCCUGGUAGCCGCGGAGUAUGCGAUCCGGUGCGCGCCACUCUCUCGUGCCGAUCUCGCGCCGAUCAUCCUCGUCGAGCCAACGAUCUCCUCUGUGAAAGAGUGUACCGCCGUUCCAUGCGCGACAAGCAACAACUGUUGCCGCAUCGAGAAGAGAAUCGCGAGGAAUUCACGCAGCUAGGCGGUCCCGGCAGCCUGCAGCCAGCCGGAAGGCAACUCGAGGCGUUGGUCCACGCGGGCAAGGAGAUCGCGAGCGUGAAGACGAGGCCGACGACACCCGUCCUGGCGAACGACGGAGGGGGUGGCUUCUGGCUGGCCACGGUGGCCGCGGGGGCAAGUGCCCCGGCCGGGCUGCCCCCGCACGGGACCCAUCAUCCAGCCAUGGACCCGACAUGCGGAUCCGCCGAGACAGGCUUCAUCAACAGCCAACCCUCCAUGGCGGAGUUCAUGACCGCGUUGCCCCAGCUGGCCGGCGACGCUAGCCUUCAGCAUUCCCCAGGAACCGGAGGAUCCAUCAGUCCUGGAUCCCAUCAUCCUGGCUACCACGCCAUGAUGGAUCCUCACGGGGUCGCCGAUCCGUCCGUCAACGUGCCCGAAUACCCGUGGAUGAAGGAGAAGAAGACCACGCGGAAGAGCAACCAGCAAGGUAAGCAAGUGAAAAUUGUGAACAUUUGGAAGAAUCUAAUUGGAAAAGAUCGAUAUGAGGUUUACGAAGUUUCUUGCGUGAUAUUGUAA
Heterotrigona itama is the source of this 1115-nucleotide messenger RNA. The record is from the annotation of a GenBank genome assembly. Lineage: Eukaryota; Metazoa; Arthropoda; Insecta; Hymenoptera; Apidae.